AGAACACACACAUAUAUACACACAGUCUCUCUGUCUCUCUAGGCCGCAUCCACAUCAUCUCUCUUUCAUCAUUCUUCCUAAGUUCUCAGAUCACAGCAAUAGCAUCAUCUAGAGAAAGAGAGUAAGUUCUUCUAUGGCGGAAUCGGUUCCAACGAGCGCUAUUAUCGUUGCACCACCAGCAACAACAUCAUCAGCGCUAUUAUCAAAUGAUGCUUCACAUCCUCCAUCUACUGUUCAUGGCUUUGUACGGCGUCCAAUCUUAAGAGUUACAUCGGAAUUUGACAGCGACAGUUCAAUAUUCUUCCACAAGAUCUCGUGCAAGUUCUUACGCAAGCUAGCUAAACUGAAGUUCGCUUUCAAGAACAACGACAAAGGAGACUUUUCCGAACCUCAAUUAGCUUUCAUCUCAAAAUACCUUUGUCUUCACUACGAUCACGAAGAGAAGAACGCGCUCGUUCAGACUUCCUGUAACGUUACUCCUGGUUUACAUUUCAAAGCGGCUCACAAUGUCAAGGAACAAGAAGGAGAAGUAGCAAUUACUGCUGAUAUUGCUGGACCUGCUUAUAAACUUGAAUUAUCAUCUACAUAUCCAAAUGUUGGUAUGCCAAAAGCCACAUUCAAGUUUCCAGCAGGUGAAGUUACAUUGAAAGAAGAUGAAGUUGAAGAUGAAGAGAAAAUAAACAAAGUAUUGUCCAUAAAUGGAACAGCAAACACUCACAUCUUGAAUGGCAUUUGCACUGCUCAUUACAAUGACGAUUAUCUGAAUCUUAGAUACUCAUUUAAGGAUAAGGAGAUGUCAUUCUUGUCCAGCCUUGCACUGCCUUCAAAUGAACUAGCAUUUGCUUUCAAAAGGCAGCUUAGUCCAUCCGAUAAACUGAGUUAUUGGUACAAUUUCAAUUCAAACUAUUGGAGUCUAGUUUACAAGAAUACAGCUAGUAAGGAUUGUAAAUUCAAGGCUGGGUAUGAUUCAGAGGUUCGCCUCGGUUGGGCAUCUGUUUGGGUUGGAGAUGAAAGUAAGAAAGCAAAGACGGUUCCAUUGAAGAUGAAAGUGCAAUUCAUGUUGCAGGUUCCUCAGGAUGAUAUCAAAUCAUCUACCUUAUUGUUCCGAGUUAAGAAGAGAUGGGAUAUCUGAAAUCUUAAAUCUGAAGAAUCAUCCUCCCUUAAUAUGGUUAGUUUGUAUUGUCUUUUAUCAUAUAAAACUCAGAAACUGCAUGAUAGAAGAUUUGUAUGUUCUAGACUGGAUUAGCUUUACCACUAUAUUGUAAUUGGAUCUGGAUUUCUGCAAUCUUUUUUUAAAUCUAGGUCACACCUUUUUGCAAUACAAC
Molecule: messenger RNA, 1325 nt
Organism: Impatiens glandulifera
Lineage: Eukaryota; Viridiplantae; Streptophyta; Magnoliopsida; Ericales; Balsaminaceae
Product: outer envelope pore protein 37, chloroplastic-like
Exons: 6
Coding region: 134-1132 (332 amino acids)
Biological process (GO): monoatomic cation transport
Cellular component (GO): chloroplast outer membrane
Molecular function (GO): monoatomic ion channel activity
Source: RefSeq, a predicted model, not a curated record